UUACUGACUGAGUUCAAUCAAUUUUUUGUUUGCAUUAACAUAGAUUACUGUCUAAAAUAACACUCAACCUUAAAACUUAAAAAUGAGUAAAAAGCCUAUAUCAUUUGGCAAGAUCAAUUUCAGCCUGAGCAAGAAUCAAAGUGUCGAUUCCGAAAAUGAACAAUCCACAUCUGGUUUCGGUUCUUUCGGGCGCACUCCUAUCCAAGAUCAUAAAGAAAUUGAAGAAUUAUCCGAUGACCUUGAAAACCAACAUGUGCACCAGGUUAUGGGUAUAAAGAACUUUGGGAAGAAGGCUAAAAACUUCGAUAUUGCAGAGAUGAUGGAGCAGGCGAAAAAAACGGCCUCCGAGGUGAAUAAACGCAAAUUGGAAACAGAUUUAGCAGAAAAAACCGCUGAGAAUAAUGAAGAAGAGGCAGAAGACGUCAUUGGACCAUUGCCUCCAGUUUUAAAAGACACGCAUAGUCAGGAAUCAGGAGAAAAUGAUUCUGAAGAUGAUCUGAUUGGUCCCCCAUUACCACCAAGUAUAAUACAAGAUGAUUCAAAGGAAAAGAAGGAAAAAGUGAAGAACAGUGAUGGGGAAGAUAGUUAUGAUGAGCUUAGUGGAUCUGAUGAUGAAGAUUUGAGUUUGGAGAAACGAAUACCAAAUACACAUGAAGUAGAAAUGAUUCACGGUACAAAGGCAGUGGUAGCAUUAGCUGCGGAUCCUUCAGGCGCCCGACUUGCCACCGGAUCUAUCGAUUAUGAUGUCUCAUUCUGGGAUUUUGCAGGCAUGGACUCCUCGAUGCGAUCAUUCCGCACCCUGCAGCCCUGCGAAAAUCACCCUAUCAAAGCCCUACAGUACUCGGCCACAGGAGAUUCCAUAUUGGUCGUAAGCGGCUCCGCUCAGGCCAAAGUUCUUGACAGAGACGGUUUCGAAGUCCUCGAGUGUGUGAAAGGUGACCAGUACAUAACCGAUAUGGCUAGGACGAAAGGCCACACGGCUUCCCUCAACAGUGGCUGCUGGCACCCUCACAUCCGGGAAGAGUUCAUGACGUGUUCCCAAGACGGAACUCUCCGUCUCUGGCUGACGGAGAACCCUAAACAGCACAAGGCGGUCAUCAAGCCGCGGCAGCAAGGCGGAUUGAAGACAAACCCUACAACUUGCGCUUUCUCGAGAGAUGGCAACACCGUCGCGUGCGGCUGCUACGACGGCUCCAUCCAAAUGUGGGAUCACAGAAAGAACUUCGUAAACACAACCCAAGUUCUAAGAGAUGCGCAUCAAAAGCAAUCGGAAAUUUCCAGUAUACAAUAUUCGUAUUUAGGAACGUACUUAUCGAGCAGAGGUAACGAUGAUACGUUGAAACUAUGGGACUUGAGAUGCUUCAAGAAACCGUUGAAUGUCUUUGGCAAUCUGUUCUCGAGAUAUGAACAAACUGACUGCGGAUUCAGCCCGGAUGACACUAUGGUUUUCACCGGAGAGUCUCUACAAAGAGGUCAGGACGUUGGCAGGCUGCUGUUCUACAAUACUAAAACGUUUGAGUUGGUGACGUGUAUAGAUGUGACAAAGUCACACGUGGUCAAAGCGGUUUGGCAUGCAAAGUUGAAUCAAAUAUUCGUUGGUUGUGGCAACGGUGUAGUGAAGUGUUAUUAUAAUCAGAGACGCAGUUUGCGCGGUGCUAAAUUGUGUUUAAUCAAGACACAUAGGAAGAAGCAUUCCAUGGAGGUUGUCAGUUCACAGCAGAUCAUAACUCCUCACGCGUUGCCAUUGUUCAGGCAGGAGAAGUUGAGGACGAAUAAGAAGCGAAUGGAAAAGGAUAGAUUAGACCCGGUGAAGUCUAGAAGACCAGAUCUUCCUAUAACCUCGGGGCAAGGGGGUCGCGUGGCUGCCUCUGGGAGUACACUGAGUUCGUUCGUGAUCCGUAACUUGGGUUUGAGCAAGCGGGUUGAUGAUGAUCAAGAUCCAAGGGAGGCUAUAUUGAAGUAUGCGAAGGAGGCUGAGGAGAACCCGUUCUGGGUGGCACCGGCGUAUAAGAAAACACAGCCUAAAACGAUUUUUCAGUCGGACGGCGAUGAAGACGGUCCGUCUGAUGCGAAAAAACCAAAAACUUAGGUUUAAUUUGUAUGUAUAAGUGAAAUAAAUUAUUGUAAAUACAUAUUCUCU
Messenger RNA from Amyelois transitella, 2140 nucleotides. RefSeq names its product gastrulation defective protein 1 homolog. Gene Ontology annotation, biological process: regulation of DNA double-strand break processing. Gene Ontology annotation, molecular function: protein binding. Bases 83 to 2089 code for a protein of 668 amino acids. Lineage: Eukaryota; Metazoa; Arthropoda; Insecta; Lepidoptera; Pyralidae. The record is from RefSeq and is a predicted model, not a curated record. The transcript has 4 exons. Gene Ontology annotation, cellular component: site of double-strand break; nucleus.